This is a messenger RNA of Porites evermanni, 3119 nucleotides long. The record is from the annotation of a GenBank genome assembly. NCBI's taxonomy places the organism in Eukaryota, Metazoa, Cnidaria, Anthozoa, Scleractinia, Poritidae.
AUGUCUAACCAAUCAGUUGAUGGUUUUCAGGGUUCUCAACCCUUUAUAACAGAUAAGCAAUAUCAGAAUUUAUCUUUGGCAGAAUUAAAACAUAUAUUAGAAGAAGAAAAAGAAAGUCUUAAGACAAAUUAUAAAGAAUUACAUGAAAAACAAAAAUUAAUAAGAGAUAUUAAAAAAUUGAAAAAACUUAAUAAGAAAGUAAAACAAGGUAUUGAUAUAAAAAAAGAAAGGAAAAAAACCAAAUCCAAAUCCAAACCUAAGAAGAUAGCUUUCGUUAAAACAACGGGUCCUUCUAAAAUUAAAAAGAUAAAAUCAUUUGAUGAGUAUUUUCAGGAAUGUAUAGAGAAUAAAGAAUUUCCUGCAGAUACUCCUCCUUAUUUUCGUGAAGCUCUUGAGAGGGCUAUUAAGGAAUAUGAUUUAGGAUUUGUAAAAGAAAAAUCAGCUUUUGAAGACUUGGCUGUUAAAUAUAUUUUUGAAGGGGAUCCUAGUCUAACUCCAAUUGAAUAUUUUAAUAAAGUUUAUUCAUCUUUAGAAUAUUUUUUUACUAAUCAUCGAAAUAUUAAAUUUAGUAUGGUAUUGGUUUGUUUAAUGGAACAACAAAUACUUAUUAAAGAUAAGGGGGUUGUUGGAUUAAAUGAAAGUAAAGCUUACUUUAUCUCAGGAACACAUAAUAAUCUUGAAUCAAAAAAUAUAAAUAAAUUAACUGAUAAGUGUGUUAAGAAAAUUAUUAAAGAUUUAGAAGUAUAUCAAAAAAAUGGAAGUGGAUGGUAUUUUAAAGAAGUGGUUCAACUUGAAAUUCAUAUUGUUGAGUAUAAUCUAACAAAGGGUUCAUCUUAUAUUCCUCUUCCAGAUUGGAUAUCAGAUAAAAAAGCAAUAGUUAAUAUUGAAAACAAAGAUGAGAAAUGUUUUCUUUGGUGUAUACUUAGAUAUCUUCAUCCAAGAGAUAGAGAUGAAGAAAGAUUAACAGGUUUAAAAGAAUAUGAAAAUUCUCUUAACACCAAAGGAAUUAGUUUUCCUAUGAAAUUAAGAGAUAUUUCCAAAUUUGAAAAACUUAAUCCAUCUCUUCCAGGAAUCAAUGUUUUUCAGUUAAUAAUAAUAUUUUUUAUCCUUUGAGAAUGGCAGAGAGAGAUUGUUUAAAUACUAUUGAUUUGUUCCUAUAUGAAGGAGAUGGCGUUUCACAUUACUCACUAAUUAAAAAUUUUAAUCGUUUGAUUAAGUCUCAAAAAACUAAAAGUAAGAAUGGAGAAAUAUUUAUUUGUAAAAAGUGUUUUACACAUUACACUAAAGAAGAAUUAUUACAAAAACAUAUAUUAUAUUGUUCAAAUAAUGAAACAGUUUCUGUAAAAAUGCCUCCACAAAACACAAUGUUAGGUUUUAAAAAUUACCACAAACAACUUCCAAUCCCUUUUGUAGUUUACGCAGAUUUUGAAUGUUUUACUAAACCAAUGAAUACUUGCAGUCCUAAUCCAAAAGAAUCGUAUAAUUACAACUACCAAAAGCAUGAACCAUCAGGAUUUUGUUUUUACAUUAAAGGAAUAGACCCUAAUAUAUCAUUUAAACCAAUUACUUACACAAAAACUAAUAGUGAUGAUAAUGUAGCUGAGAUAUUUGUUAGUAAACUUGCAAAAGUAACUAAUAAAAUAUAUAAUGAUUUUUAUCGUCGACCAAUACCUCUUCGUUUAACAAGACAAGAACAAAAAUCCUUUGAUGAAGCAGAAAAUUGCCAUAUUUGUAAGAAAGAAUUAUUAGAUGAUAAAGUUAGAGAUCAUUGUCAUUUUACUGGAAAGUAUCGUGGAGCUGCACAUAACAGCUGUAAUCUUCAAUGUCGCAAACCAAUGAUUCUUCCAGUUAUAUUUCACAAUCUUCAAGGAUAUGAUGCUCAUUUGUUUAUAAAACAACUUGCUUGUUUACCAGGUGAGUUAAACUGUAUUCCAUCUACGGAAGAAAAAUAUAUUUCCUUUUCUAAAAAGAUUAAGGUUGAUGAGUAUAAAUCUAGACGCAAUGGAGAUACUAUUCCAUUAUAUUUCGAAAUAAGAUUUAUUGAUUCAUUUAAGUUUCUUCAAACGAUUCUUGCUAAUCUAGUUGGUAAUUUACAACCAGAUGAUUUCCAUAAUACAAAAGAAGUAUUUAAGGAAAAUAUAGACCUACUAACUCGUAAGGGAGUUUAUCCAUAUGACUAUGUUUCCUCAAUGGAAAAACUAUCUGAAACACAAUUACCUCCAAAAGACUCCUUUUAUUCAAAACUAAAUGAUGAAGAUAUAUCAGAUGAUGACUAUCAACACGCUAUCAAUGUCUGGAAUACUUUUAAAUGUAAAACAAUUAGAGAUUAUCACAAUCUUUACCUAAAGUCUGAUGUCCUACUUUUGGCAGAUGUAUUUGAAAACUUUAGGAAAACUUGUCUCAAACAUUACAACCUAGAUCCAACUCAUUAUUACACAUCUCCUGGACUAGCUUGGGAUGCAUGUCUAAAAGAAACAGGUCAGGAAUUACAGUUACUACAUGAUUAUGAUAUGUUGAUGAUGUUUGAAAAAGGAAUUCGUGGUGGAAUAUCUCACAUAUCAAAAAGAUAUGCAGAAGCAAAUAACAAAUAUAUGAAAAAUUAUAAUCCUGGUAAGGAGACUAGUUAUAUUCAAUAUCUUGAUGCAAAUAAUCUUUACGGUUGGGCAAUGUCUCAACAACUACCAACACAAGGAUUCAGUUGGAUGAAAAAUAUAACAAAAGAAAAAGUAAUGGAUAUCUUGGAUAAAGCAAAUCAUAGUAUGUCAAAUCGUGGAAGAAAAGGAUAUAUAUUUGAAGUUGAUUUGGAAUAUCCUUCCAACCAAUGGGAAACACAUAAUGACUAUCCACUUGCACCUGAGAAGAUGAAUGUUAAUGGUGUUGAAAAACUAAUUUGUCAUUUUAAACCAAGAAAAAACUAUGUUGUACAUUAUCGAAAUUUAAGACAAUAUCUUGAGAUGGGAAUGAGAAUAACUGCUGUUCACAGAGGAAUAUCAUUCUAUCAGAGUUCUUGGAUGGAACCUUACAUAAGAAAAAAUACAGAACUUCGAAAAACAGCAGCUAACAGUAUUUGGAAAAACAAUAGAAAACAUAAGAAAAAGACAAAAUAUUUUUAUUAUUGA